Phragmites australis (common reed) is the source of this 660-nucleotide messenger RNA. Its product is annotated as glutamine--tRNA ligase. Gene Ontology annotation, cellular component: cytosol; cytoplasm. Gene Ontology annotation, biological process: glutaminyl-tRNA aminoacylation; translation. Gene Ontology annotation, molecular function: glutamine-tRNA ligase activity; ATP binding. The transcript has 8 exons. The record is from RefSeq and is a predicted model, not a curated record. NCBI's taxonomy places the organism in Eukaryota, Viridiplantae, Streptophyta, Magnoliopsida, Poales, Poaceae.
AUGGUUGUUUUGCAUCCUCUAAAGGUUGUUAUAACUAAUUUAGAUUAUGGAACAAUAAUAAACCUUGAUGCCAAAAUGUGACCUGAUGCUCCUGACGAUGAUACUUCAGCCCACUAUAAGGUCCCAUUCUCAAGAACUGUCUACAUCGAGCAAUCUGAUUUUCGCCUAAAGGAUUCAAAAGAUUACUAUGGGCUUGCUCCUGGUAAAUCAGUACUACUAAGAUAUGCAUUCCCAAUAAAAUGUACGGAGGUUAUCUGUGGUGAUAAUUCGGACAAUAUUGUUGAAAUUCGAGUCGAGUAUGACCCUUCUAAGGCUACAAGAUUGUAGGGUGUGUUGCACUGGGUUGCCGAGCCUUCUCCCGGGGUUGAGCGACUCAAAGUUGAAGUCAGAUUGUUUGACAAAUUGUUUCUCUCAGAGAUAUAGUAUUUGAAUCCUGCGGAGCUCGAGGAUUGGAUGGGUGAUCUCAACCCACAGUCGAAGGAGGUGAUAAAGGGUGCAUAUGGUUGUGUACCUUCACUUGCAAGUGCAGUUCUUGGGGACAAAUUCCAAUUUGAACGCCUUGGUUACUUCGCUGUGGAUUCAGACUCGACGCCCGGGGAAUUGGUGUUCAACAGAACGGUUACCCUGCGGGAUUCCUAUGGAAAAACUGGACCCAAGUGA